AUGGACGAAAACUCAUCAUCAUCAAUAUCCCCACUACCCCAAGAAACCAAACCCACCGCCACCACCGCUACCACCACCACUCCCUUCACAACAACAACUAACCGCAACAAAUGCAAAGCCAAAGGUGGCCCUGACAACAACAAAUUUAGAUACCGCGGUGUGAGGCAACGAAGCUGGGGCAAGUGGGUUGCUGAGAUCCGAGAGCCUCGCAAGCGAACACGCAAGUGGCUUGGAACUUUCUCCACCGCCGAGGACGCCGCCAGAGCCUACGACCGCGCCGCCAUCAUCCUCUAUGGUUCUAGGGCUCAGCUCAACCUUCAACCCUCUCCUCCUCCUCCUCCUCCUUCCUCUUCUUCUUCAUCUUCUUCACAAUCUUCCUCUUCUCGUAACUCUUCCUCUUCUUCACAAACCCUUCGACCACUUCUUCCUCGUCCUUCUGGCUUCGGCUUCACCUUCUCCACCAGUUCUCAUGUACCGCUUGUCUUGAACUCCGCCACAUACGGUGUUUACCCUGGCGGCGUGUGUAAUAAUAUACCACCGGUGAUGUGCCCUAAUAAUAACAACAACAUGCUACAUCACAGUACUCACUAUCAUCAUCAUCCUCAACAAGUGGUGCAAGUGCAACAAAAGUAUCAAUCACCAGAAUCUGAUGGAAGUGUUGCUCAUACCGGAUCCAACAGAGAAAUCACCUCUUAUCAUCAUCAUCAUGAUAAUCUUGUAGAGAAUAAUAAUCAGUUGUUAAAUGAACACUACCAGAACCAGAAUUGCAUGUACGAAGAUAUGAACUCUUUGGUGGGAUCAGUAGGGUCAAGCUUGUCUUCUUCGUUAAUUUUAUCUGCACCGGAGGCUCAGUUAGGUGGUGCGGCGGCGGCAGGACUUGGAUCUCCGUCGUCUGUGUGGCCGUUAUCAGCUGAGGAGGAAUACCCUUCUAGUUUAUGGGAUUAUAAUGAUCCUUUCUUCUUUGAUUUUUAA
Gastrolobium bilobum is the source of this 972-nucleotide messenger RNA. Its product is annotated as ethylene-responsive transcription factor ABI4-like. Gene Ontology annotation, biological process: positive regulation of DNA-templated transcription; response to stress. Lineage: Eukaryota; Viridiplantae; Streptophyta; Magnoliopsida; Fabales; Fabaceae. The record is from RefSeq and is a predicted model, not a curated record. Gene Ontology annotation, cellular component: nucleus. The transcript has a single exon. Gene Ontology annotation, molecular function: transcription cis-regulatory region binding; DNA-binding transcription factor activity. Bases 1 to 972 code for a protein of 323 amino acids.